GAGGAGGCGGAGCUGCUGCCGCCGAGCCGUGAGCGCCGGGGCUGUGGAGGGUGGGGGGAAGACACCGGGAACAGAGCUGUCGCCGCCGCCGCUGCUUCUCUGCGCCAGAUGCACCUCUGCUUGUGAGCAGCAGAAAUCUUGGAAGAUAAGAAGAGGUAACUGAAGCUUGGUUUGGAAAUGCGAAGAUGAAGUUUGAGUCUCGUUCCAGAAUCUGAGAUGCAGUAGAUGGUGCUGAAGCAACACUGAGGCUCCUGAAAUAUCCACAGUCCAUUGUGUAUAUAGGAAGUGCCUGCUGGCUCUCCCAAACGUUGAUGGUCCUGUAUCUUCAAGAGAUGCACUCUGGGAUGAGAAAACACUGACUAUCUUGAGUGUAAACUUGACCUAAGUUCUAAAAAUGGGAAGAAUUUUUCUGGAUCAUAUUGGUGGCACUCGCCUCUUCUCCUGUGCAAACUGCGACACCAUCCUGACCAAUCGCUCCGAGCUCAUCUCUACUCGCUUCACAGGGGCCACGGGAAGAGCCUUUCUUUUUAACAAGGUGGUAAAUCUGCAGUACAGCGAAGUUCAGGACCGGGUCAUGCUCACUGGCCGCCACAUGGUUCGAGAUGUGAGCUGCAAGAACUGCAACAGCAAACUGGGUUGGAUCUAUGAGUUUGCCACUGAAGACAGCCAGCGCUACAAGGAGGGCCGCGUCAUCCUGGAGCGAGCGCUGGUGCGAGAGAGCGAAGGCUUUGAGGAGCACGUCCCCUCCGACAACUCCUGAAGAGACUCCAGCCUCUUCCCAGGUUCUCUUCAACCGAAACUCAAAAAUAAUAAAAUCAACAAAAAAUUCUGCUUACAUACACUGUCACCUUAGCAUCAGAGUCGGCUUCAUGGACUACAGAGUGGGAAAGAUUGUGAGAAUAUAUCAGAUGGACCCUUCCUUUCUUUGUUCUUUUUAUAUUUUACUUUCUCCCUCCAGCAGCUGUUUGUAGAAAGAAUGUUGUGCAGAUGCUGUAACUUUUUCUCUCUUGCAUUUACAUCUGUGUUAGAGUUGAGAUUGUAUCUACAGAUGCAGUGAGCUCAAAGGAAAAUAUUAGCGGGGGGGGGGGGAGGACCUUGUUGUUUUGUUAGAGAGAAAUCCAAUGAGUUGUUUUAGUUUGCACAAAAGUGAUGUCAACCUAAGUUAUUUUAAAACUGCAGAUGGUUUUGGUUUUGUUUCGUUUUGUUUUUUAAAGAAUAUAUUCCAAUGUUUGGCUGAAGUUUUUAGUUAGAUUUUGGGUUGGUGGUUUUGUUUUUGUUUGGUUGUUGUUGUUGUUUUUAUUUUACCCAAUCUUUUCACCUGAUUUGCAAGCUCAAAAGUAAGAGAUCCGAAUUUGUGCCGAGUGCUAAAGGUUCAGUGUUGGUACAGCUUGGGCUGGCCCUUGUGCCAUAUUCUUGUUGAGGUUGAUUGGUAGCACAGAGCCCAUUUAUUUCUUGUCCUUCUUGACCCAAAGACGUCGCCCGUUCCUUGUUUGUUUGUGGAGUCCCAUUCACCAUGUAAACUGGUGUGGAUUGGAAAACUAUUCUUCAAAUAGGGCAAAACUGCUUGGCUGCUUUUUUUUUAACUUUAACUGAUGUAACUUAUAAGCAUAGUAAUAAUACUUAAAAAAAAAAGCUGUCUGUUUAGUCUUGAGUUGCUUACAGGUCAAGCUGUGUUUGUAACCAUAGGGAUCCACCGAGAAGCUACUGUUGGAGUAGUCAUUCAGUAUUUCCCCCCCCCCCCCCCAGUUUCUCUACUAAUCUUAUUAAAUAGACAAGGAAUUGCAAAUCUUAAUUCUUCUUCAAAUAGCUUUCUUUAAACCCUGAAACUUCCUAUGUUAAACACAGCUGCUGUGUAAAAGGAGAAGAUUGCCAACAUGUUUGCUCAUGCCUAGAGUUAUGCAAUCUGCAUCUCUUGAAAAGAUUUGACUUAAACAGCUUGUUUUCAAAUGCUGCUUCUGGUGUUGAAACUUUGAUCUUUCAACUUUGUUGAACCUUUUCAUUGUGAUGUUACAUUUAUUUUUAUCUUUCUGGGCAGCAGUAGGUGUCAGCCUAGUAGUAACUAGUGACUUGGAUUCCUGCUUUCUUUGUGUAGAGCUCAGCUCUGUUCCAAAUAGUGAUCCUUCUUGCCUUUUUUCAGCAAAAAUGCUCUUCAUUAACUCAAGGGUGCCCAAACACUUCGAUUGUGUCUUAAGCCAUAAGUUAAGAUCUCAAAAGGGCUGAAAUGUAAUUGAAUGUUAGCUAUGUGUUAUUCUUUAGCAAAGAUAAAAGGCUGGCUUUUUGUUACUGGAUAAAUUUUGGUCGACAUGAAAUAAGUUACCCCCAGAUGUAAAAGGUGAGGGGGAGGGGAAACCCCCAACCACUCAGAUAAACAGAGCUGGGCUCUGACCUUUCAGAAUAAUUUUUUUCUUCACUAGCUACAGCUCCACAUCUGAAAACAAAAUGUGGAGGGUGACUAUGCCAAGUAUUUUCCUUCUUUAUUUCUUUUAUGUUGCCAAGUGGCAAUUUGGAUACCCCUGACUUUAAUUUACUGCCUAUUUCUUGUGAAAGUAGCUUUUCACAUAGAAAGAAAACGGAGUAGAUCACAUACCAGAGCUGUGCUUGAAUCAAGCUGCUUAAACAAUAGUGUACUUGUGCCUCAAAUGAAUCAGUUUUUGCACUGAGUACAGUAGUACCCCAUUAUCUUCUGUCUUUCACAAACCCUAAAUGCCCCAUUAGCAUGGUUCUCUGCAGUACUUUUCUGUACUUCUGACAUUACAAUAAAGUAUGUUUUGUCCUGAA
Pogoniulus pusillus (Red-fronted tinkerbird) is the source of this 2778-nucleotide messenger RNA. It is a transcript of the gene YPEL5, whose product is annotated as yippee like 5. The record is from RefSeq and is a predicted model, not a curated record. Lineage: Eukaryota; Metazoa; Chordata; Aves; Piciformes; Lybiidae. The transcript is spliced from 6 exons. The coding region runs from base 395 to 760 and encodes 121 amino acids. Gene Ontology annotation, cellular component: ubiquitin ligase complex.